UUAGCGUUUGGCACUAGCCUCCAAAGUCGAAACCCAAAAGCUUCUUCCAGCCACCAAAAACCAGUGUCGUGAACGUGUACAAUUCCACAACCACUUUAUUUACUCUCCUUCUCUCCUCUCCCUUGAGCAGAUUAAAAUCAUGGGUCCGAUGCUGCUGAGCCAACUCGCCACCGGUCUAAGCGUUCUCGCCGGAGCGGUUCUUGUGAAAUCGGUUAUGGACCAGAAGCCCAUGGCAGGCCCAUUCACUCGCUGCCCCACGUGCAACGGAACCGGUCGAGUCACGUGCCUCUGUUCGCGUUGGUCCGACGGCGAUGUCGGAUGCUCCACAUGCUCCGGGUCGGGUCGGAUGGCCUGCAGCAGUUGCGGCGGCUCCGGGACCGGUCGUCCCUUGCCGGCCAAAAUCGCGAUUCGCCCACCGAACCGCCCAAUUAAUUAGGUCACCUAUUCGUUGGGCUCGCUCGCCACUACUCCUUUUAGCGUUAGUAUAACAUUUUAUUUUUAUUUUUAUAUCAAUCAAUUAUCAAUUAUUAUGUAAUAUAAAGUUGAACGUUACCACCUAGGCAAAUUAAUUGUUAGGUUCCAAUCAUAUACUACUAGUAUUACUGUAAUUCGUAUUCUUGAUUUCUUAUACAAGCAUAGAUUUUUGCUCCUC
Messenger RNA from Glycine soja, 652 nucleotides. Its product is annotated as chaperone protein DnaJ-like. The record is from RefSeq and is a predicted model, not a curated record. Bases 140 to 436 code for a protein of 98 amino acids. NCBI's taxonomy places the organism in Eukaryota, Viridiplantae, Streptophyta, Magnoliopsida, Fabales, Fabaceae. The transcript has a single exon.